AUGGUAAUUCCUUCGUUUCGUUUGCUAAUGCUAAAUAUUUUCGCUCUUCUCCCUUCUCUUCGACAUUCAUUUGCUACUCUCUUCUUCGACAUCAUUGCUGCUCCCAUCGACAACAUUGUUGCUCCCAUCUUCGACGUCAUUGUUGCUGCUCCCAUCUUCGAAAACCGAACUAGUGAUGACAAUAGUGAUAGCGAUGAAGAUGAAAUGGAACUAAUUGCAAUAGUUAGUGGCUUUAUAUGGAUUUGUAAAGAGCAGUUACGUAUGGAUCAGAGAUGUUUUGAUAAGUUAUGCGAGGUUUUAGUUCCUAGAGGAGACCUAGUUACUACUAGGAAUGUGACCGUAAUAGAAAUUGUUGCGUUUUUUCUACAUACUCUUGCCCAUGAUCUGAAGAAUAGAACUAUUGGUGCCGUGUUCACUCGUUCGGGAGAAACGGUAAGCCGUCAAUUCCAUACCGUGCUCAAAGCUGUGAUGAAAAUAGGCAAGUAUUAUAUCAAGAAAGUAGAUUUCAAUGUGACUUAUUAUGGAGACAACAAGUGGAAGUGGUUUGAGCGGGCACUUGGGGCACUUGAUGGGACACUUAUUAAGAUGACAGUUCCCGUCGAAGAUCGACCUAGAUAUAGAGAUAGGAAAGGAGAUAUUACUACCAAUGUACUAGCUACAUGUGAUCCAAGUCUUCGGUUCAAUUAUGUUUUGCCUGGCUGGGAGGGAUCGGCUUUUGAUCCUCGCAUUUUAGGGGACGCCCUCCAAAGACCUAAUGGUCUCAAAGUUCCUAGGAAUAAAUAUUUUCUUGUUGAUUUGGGAUAUUCUAAUGCACAAGGCUUCUUGGCUCCAUAUAAAGGUACACGUUACCAUUUAAACUUGUGGAGAGGAAGUGCUCCUACAAACUACAAAGAAUUGUUCAACUUGCGUCAUUCAUCCGCAUGUAAUACUAUUGAAAGAGCCUUUAGGUUAUUGAAAAAGAGGUGGGCUAUAUUGAGGAAAAGUAGCUUUUAUGAUAAGCAAACACAAGUAAGAAUCAUAAAUGCAUGCUUUGUUCUCCAUAAUUUUGUUAGAGAAGAAAAUUUGAAUGAGGAGAAUUUGUUAAAUGAGUUGGACGAUGAUUUAUCAAAUGUAGAAGCUUUGGAUACAAUGGAGGAUGAAGGGGAGGAUUUCAUUUCAAUGGCACAAGCCUCACCUCAAUGGAACAACUUAAGAGAUGAAAUGUCACAAAAAAUGUUCCGAGAAUACCAAGCGAAGGGGGGUUACUUGAUUAUGGUAAUAAGCAAUAAAAGAAGCUAUGUGUCUUGGAAUAAGCAGAUGGAUGGCAUUCUUACUCGAGUUUUGUUAGAACAAAUCAACAACAAGGAAAAAGGAGAUGGAGACUUUAAGCCUCAAGCUUACCAAGCUGUUGUUGAUGAGUUAAAGAGAGAGUUAGGCAUUGCACUUAAUGUGGAUCAUGUGAGAAACCGAGCUAAAUGGCUUUCUCCAAAUAACAGUUGUACUCUGAGUUGUUUCCAGUUGCAUAUUCUUGGUAAAAAAAAAAAUGCUGCCCCUUAUUGCAACAAGUGCAUAGAAAAUUGGGAAGAUAUUUGCACUUUAUUUGGUGCGGAUAGAGCCGUCGGGGAUGGUGCAGAAGAACACGAGGAGGCAGCGGAUGCCAUGGAGGGGGAGACGAUCUGUGAACGAACAAGCUCUUCUAAGGAUCCAACUAAUUCAAGCUCUCGCAAGCGGAAAAAGGAUAGUGUAGCUGACGUGCUUGGCAUUUCUAGGAUUCAGACUAUGCGGGCAGUAAAGAAGUUUAUGAAUGGUAAUCCCGACGAGUUUCUGAUGUUGAAAGAACUACCGGAGGAUGAGAAACUCGACUGGAUACUAUUAUGCCUUGACGAGUAG
This is a messenger RNA of Amaranthus tricolor (Joseph's coat), 1869 nucleotides long. RefSeq lists its product as uncharacterized. NCBI's taxonomy places the organism in Eukaryota, Viridiplantae, Streptophyta, Magnoliopsida, Caryophyllales, Amaranthaceae. The transcript has 9 exons. Bases 1 to 1869 code for a protein of 622 amino acids. The record is from RefSeq and is a predicted model, not a curated record.